CGGCGCGCCUGCGCAGACGGCCGACAGCUGAUAACUCAUCUAUUAUGCUGAAAUAAAAAAAUCUCCGGAGCAGGACGAGCCGCCGCGGGAGCACCGACACCGACGCAAGUUGUGCGAUGGGAGUUUGUCUCUUUGGCGAAGAAAGCGUCGAGCAUCAUCAGCUGCAGAACCUGAACUGAACCCGCCGACACACACUUGUGUGCACACACACACCCAGAAGGAGUUGUGUUUUCUCACCGUCAGGCCCACGCUGCCGUACCACGCUGCAUUGCUGCGUCUUUGUCGUCCACCAUGUCGGACGCCCCAGAGGCUGCGCCCGCCAGCCCCCCUUCCAUCACCAACCCGGCCCCCCCUGAGGUCACCAACCCCAACAAACCUGGCAGGAAGACCAAUCAGCUGCAGUACAUGCAGAACGUGGUGGUGAAGACUCUGUGGAAACACCAGUUCGCGUGGCCGUUCUACCAGCCCGUGGAUGCCAUCAAGCUGUGUCUGUUGGACUACCACAAGGUGAUCAAGAACCCCAUGGACAUGGGAACCAUCAAGAAACGCCUGGAGAACAACUACUACUGGAGCGCCAGCGAGGCCAUGCAGGACUUCAACACCAUGUUCACCAACUGCUACAUCUACAACAAGCCCACAGACGACAUCGUCCUGAUGGCUCAGGCUCUAGAGAAGAUCUUCCUCCAGAAAGUGGCUCAGAUGCCGCAGGAGGAGGUGGCUCUGCUGCCUCCGGUUCCUCGGGGGAAGAACAAGAGCAAACAGCCGGCAGCCAACACAGUGAGCCAGCAGGCGGAGUCUUCGGCCUCCCCUCCCCCCUCCUACCCGUCCCCCUCUCCCUCUCAGACACCUGUAAUCUCCACCACACCCACGCCUGUCCCGGCCACGCCCCCCGUCUCCGCCCCGCAGCCCCCGGCGGCCACGACCAUGAUGCCGUCAGCGCAGCCUGUCAUAAAGAAGAAAGGCGUGAAGAGGAAAGCCGACACGACCACGCCCACCACGUCGGCCAUCUCCGCCGGCCGUGCAGACUCCCCCUCCCCCCCGGACGCCAAGCCGGCCAAGCUGGCGUCGGCCCGCCGGGAAGCGGCCGCCCGGCCCGCCAAGACCCGGCGGGAGACGGUGGAGGAGGUGGCGGGGGCCGAGGUGGGAGCAGGGGUGCCCGGAGCCGUGGGGAGGAAAGCGGGCAAGCUGGGCGAGCAGAUGAAGCACUGCGACGCCAUCCUGAAGGAGAUGCUGUCCAAGAAGCACGCUGCCUACGCCUGGCCCUUCUACAAACCGGUGGAUGCAGAGGCGCUGGAGCUGCACGACUACCACGACAUCAUCAAACACCCCAUGGACCUCAGCACCGUCCGGAAAAAGAUGGAUAAAGGGGAGUACAGCGACCCUCAGAGCUUCGCCACUGACGUCAGGUUAAUGUUCUCCAACUGUUACAAGUACAACCCCCCGGAUCACGAGGUGGUGGCCAUGGCCCGCAAGCUGCAGGACGUGUUUGAGAUGCGGUUCGCCAAGAUCCCUGACGAGGGCCUGGAGGUGUCAGUCCCGUCUACGACGCCGCUGGUCAGUAAAAGCACCGCCUCCUCCGACAGCAGCAACAACUCCUCCUCCGACGAAUCCUCCGACUCCGAGGAGGAGCGAGCCACGCGACUGGCCGAGCUUCAGGAGCAGGUUGGUGCUGCCGACCAAUCACAGUUGAAGGCGGUGCACGAGCAGUUGGCCGUCCUGUCGCAGGCGCCGGUCAGCAAGCCAAAGAAGAAAAAAGAGAAGAAGGACAAGGAGAAGAAGAAAGAGAAGGACAAAGACAAAGGAAAUAAGGCCAAGAUAGAGGAAGAGAAGAAGCCCAAGGCCGCCGCCCAGCAGCCCAAACCAGCCAAUCAGAAGAAGGCACCAGCCAGGAAAGCCAACAGCACGGUAACGGCCACCAGGCAACCGAAGAAAGGAGGUAAGACGACGGGCGGCGGCUCGGCCAACGGAGACGACGGCGAGGAGUCGUCCCAGCCCAUGUCGUACGACGAGAAGCGGCAGCUGAGUCUAGACAUAAACCGACUGCCCGGCGAGAAGCUGGGCCGAGUUGUGCACAUCAUCCAGUCCAGAGAGCCGUCGCUGAGGGACUCCAACCCGGACGAGAUCGAGAUUGACUUCGAAACCCUCAAACCCUCUACGCUCAGAGAACUGGAGCGCUACGUCAAGUCCUGCCUGCAGAAGAAGCAGAGGAAGCUGCUGCAGAAAGCAGCCGGGGGAGCUUCGGGAGGCGGGGCCAGCCGUUUGAGUGGCAGCUCCUCUUCCUCCUCUGAUGACAGCUCCUCAACAGGAACCUCCUCUUCCUCCGACACAGACUGAACACACACACACACACACACACACACACGUCUGUUACGAUCACACACACACAAACACACACACACGUACACUUACAUGAAGAACAAACAGAAAACUGAACUUCUGACUUCACACACCAACACACACAGACUGUAUGUAAAUAGGCUGACCUUUUUUUUUUUUUUUUUUUUUUUCUUUUUAGCUCCUAGUGUUUUUUUUCUUUAUAUUUUAUUUUUUCUGGAGAGAUGCAGACUGUCGUAGGAAGAGGAGGAGGACGUCAGUGGACAGAUGGACUUCCUGUGGGUCUGGGAGUCUCAGUGAUGCGUGGACACUCUCCUCCUCUUCCUGUCUGCGGGCGGCCGGCGGCCUCUGAACACAUUCCAGAAGCAGAGCAUCAUGGGAGACGAGGCGGACGAUCUCUGUGGGUUUUCGGAGACUAUUUCAGUUGACGCCUUCACUUCUGGAGACGACCCGGGUAUCUAUGGCAGCGUGAGGUCCGUGUCACAUGACCCGGACCAGGAGGAAGACGUUGCAGA
Molecule: messenger RNA, 2849 nt
Organism: Cololabis saira (Pacific saury)
Lineage: Eukaryota; Metazoa; Chordata; Actinopteri; Beloniformes; Belonidae
Product: bromodomain-containing protein 3-like
Exons: 12
Coding region: 292-2334 (680 amino acids)
Biological process (GO): chromatin remodeling; regulation of DNA-templated transcription
Cellular component (GO): chromatin; nucleus
Source: RefSeq, a predicted model, not a curated record